AUGUCUGAUUAUACUUCAAGUCCAUCGAGGCCUGCUUCACCUGUCGGCGCCCUACCCGAAAUACCCACAGCUCGUCCGUAUAGGUUCGCCUGGGAUGCAUCUACUCGAAGGCAGGGACCAGGCAGCGUCUCUGAAACAACAGAGGGUCGUGGAGGCGACUAUUUUACCACUCCCGCCCGUCUUGACUUCCUCAAUACUUCGUCGUUGAACCUUACACUCGGCGCAUUACCUUCCGAAUGGAGCAGUUCUAAGCAUGGGUUCAAUGCUAUCUCUACGGUGUUGAACAACCCUCGCAAGCAUGCUGCUCCACCAAAGGCACAUUCAUCGUUGCCCGCUGUCCUACCGGCUGAUCUUCCUCGUGUCAAGCGAAAAGAUUUCGAUUCAUAUCUUCGUGCCGUUACUCCGGGUUGGGAGAAGUUCGAGAGAAACAGAGACCUAGGUCGAGAUGGUACUGUUCAGGUGGACAUGACGCCUACACCGCGUAGUUCUAUCACUAUUGAUACACCCAUAAGCCCGCGUACGCCUCGAUCAGGAAGGCUAAUGCCGCCUCUCAACACAGUACCUUCUGUCUUUUUUGACCCUCAGUUCAAUCUGGGAGAGCCGCGCGUAUUCGAUGCAGUCACGGAACGUCAGGAUGGAGACACGGACGGUUCAGAUCCAUCGCUACUAUCCUAUUCCUUACCAUUACUCGAGAAGUUGUCACAUCACGCUGAUACUAUCGAACAGCAUCUCGUCCGUGAGAUAUCCCUUCGCUCCACUUCCUUUUUUGCAGCUCUUUCCAACCUGCAGGAUCUUCAGACCGAAUCAGAGGAGUGUCUUGAUCGAAUAUCAAAGCUUCGCGCCCUUCUCAACGAUGUGGAUGAGAAGAGUGCUAAGCGAGGAUUAGAAGUUGUACGAAAGGAGACCAAGCUUCGGAAUCUGUACUCUGUCUCGGAGGGUGUUAAAGAUAUCAAAGGCGUAAUGGAGAUGACUGCAGUCGCUAAAGGCCUGGUUACUGCUGGUCAGUGGGGUGAGGCUUUGGAUGUCAUCGAUGAAAUGGAGUCCCUUUGGGACCCACCGCCUCAGAAGACCAAUAACACUAAAGCUUCACAGGUGGCAGUUCCUACUACUAGUAACGGGCGACUAUCUCCUUUGCCUCCUACUCCCGAGUCCCCCGUGCCGGAUGCUACGAAAAGGAUUUCGCCAUUGGUACCUCUUUCAACGCUUAAUUCAUUUGCCUCGUUACCCUCACAUCUUCGAACGCUUACGAUGGAAGUCGCUUCUUCGUUGACUACAGACCUCGUCAGUGUCCUAAAAGCAGAUUUCUCUGACCGUGUCAAUGGGGGCUCCAAAAUCUUAUCGAACAAGGCAAAUAUGGAGAUAACUUUGAAAGACAGAUUACGCCCUCUCCUUCAAGGGGUAGUCCGAACAAAGAGUGUUCGAGACGCUGUCGUUUCAUGGAGAGAGGUAGUGAUGAAUGAUGUGAGGGGGAUUAUAAAACGACACCUACCGUCUUUCAAUUUGGACGAAGAUAAUCCGAAAGCUUCAAAAGGGAGCGCAGAAUCAGAAAAAGGUGGACUAGCCAAUCAUCUACGAUCAAAAUCGCAUGAAGAAUUCAUGGCUCUUAUCUCACUGAUAUAUGAAGACUGUCUAAACGGCGCGGAAAGCAUACGAUCUCAAGGUUCCGUUUUGUUAGAAGUAUUAGGAUCUCUACCAAAUUCAAAUCCACUGGUGGAUAUCCCUGCGCUCCAAGAAGAUUUUGCAGACAUCUUGUCUUCCUCCGUGGAGCUAGUAAAUAAGCUAGUAGCAAAAGUAGUUGGAUAUCGCUCGGAGCAGCACGCUGCGCUAGACCUUGUCAAAUUCUUGGCCUUGUUCAAUGAAUCUUGGGGAUUUGUCGUGAAGUGUGAGGUCAUGUGCCGACGCAUGAUUGUGGGACUAAGGGGUACAAUUCUUAGUCAGGCAAAGCUGUUCCUACAAAAUUUCCAUCAGACUCGUAUCAAUCAAUCUGCAAAGCUUGUUGAAGAUGAACAAUGGAACCCAGCCGAGAUAUCACCAUCUGUACAGCACAUGGCUGAUGUUUUGUCCGACUCCGCUGUUCGAGACUCCCCAGAACUGGUUUUGAACGUCAACAAGUCACCCGCGGGUCAACCCAGCAAUGGUGCUUCGACUUCUUUGGUUUCACCAACGGGUUCUGGCAAGCUGAAUGGAGCGAGUUCCUCGUCAAAGCACCUGUAUAUUGAAGAGCGACCUUACUUUUGCGUUUCCGCGACGGCAGAGGUACUUGCGCUCCUUUUGGAUUACCUCAAGGUGGUAGUGAACCUUUCCAUGUUAAACACCGAUACCAUGAGUCGCAUUAUCGAGUUCCUGAAGGCCUUCAAUUCACGUACAUGCCAAGUGGUUUUGGGCGCUGGUGCUAUGAGGUCUGCUGGUUUGAAGAACAUCACUGCAAAGCAUCUCGCUCUGGCAUCGCAGUCUCUGUCAAUAAUGAUUGUCCUAAUACCAUAUGUACGAGAGACAUUCAGACGUCACUUGAGCCCGAAUCAAGCUGUCAUGCUCGUAGAAUUCGACAAAUUGAAAAGGGAUUUCCAAGAACAUCAGAAUGAGAUCCACUCGAAGUUGAUCGCUAUCAUGGGUGAUAGGAUUAGUGCGCAUGUCAAGUCAUUGCAGGCCGUAAAUUGGGAUGCACUGAAACAAGGGCAAGGCAUCAAUGACUAUAUGGACCUUUUAACCAAGGAGACCGUCACCUUACACAAAGUGUUGUCACGGUACCUUUCUGCCCCUGUCGUCGAGUAUGUUAUGACGCAAGUCUUCGCCGCUAUUAAUCACCGACUAUCCGAGGAAUAUGCCGCGAUUGAAUUACCCAGCCAAGAGGCAAAGGACAGACUGCUCGCUGAUGCGCGAUAUCUGCACCAAAAGUUCUCGGGGCUUAAGAAUGUUGGCGCGCCAACCAACAUGCUGGAGACGGUUGUGUCCGAGAAGCCAGUACCCCGCAAAUCUGUGCUGAACAACAUACGGGCAAGUGCAAGUCCGAAUGAGCGAAUCAAGGGUCUCCUAUCACGGAGGAACAGCCAGAUGCCGGAAAAGCCUCUUCCUAUUCCCAUAACUUCGGCAUCUCCGUCUCCCACACCGCCUCUGAUAAAUGUUAUUAAUGACAGCACCGUCGACCUCGGGGAACAACCAGCCACAGAUGUUCCAAGCAUAUCAACGCCGCCACCAGGGGCGGGGGGCGCUGGAGAGGAAGGUCGACCUGGGUUCAAGCAGGUUGAGGAACCUGACGCUGCACCGAAUUUAGAAAAGGUUGAGGAGGUAGAGCAGCAGAAUGGUUCCUCAGGGGAGGUUGAUAGUAAACCCACAACUGCGGUGUCACAGAGUGUGGUAGGUGAGGAUGAGGGUAACAACGGUGGUCGCGAUGGCCACGAGGUUACCACUUUGUCGACUAAUGGUAGUGGCUGA
Molecule: messenger RNA, 3432 nt
Organism: Serpula lacrymans var. lacrymans S7.9
Lineage: Eukaryota; Fungi; Basidiomycota; Agaricomycetes; Boletales; Serpulaceae
Exons: 11
Coding region: 1-3432 (1143 amino acids)
Biological process (GO): Golgi to vacuole transport; retrograde transport, endosome to Golgi
Cellular component (GO): GARP complex
Molecular function (GO): syntaxin binding
Source: RefSeq, a predicted model, not a curated record